Messenger RNA from Drosophila willistoni, 659 nucleotides. RefSeq lists its product as uncharacterized. The transcript has 2 exons. The coding region runs from base 1 to 561 and encodes 186 amino acids. NCBI's taxonomy places the organism in Eukaryota, Metazoa, Arthropoda, Insecta, Diptera, Drosophilidae. The record is from RefSeq and is a predicted model, not a curated record.
AUGUGGACUAAUAAUUUCAAGUUGCUGCUGUCGUUGCUAUUUCUACUUCCGUUUGUAAAGGCUCUGGGCAACGAGAAAACAUGGACAUACACUUUGGUUGACAUAACGGUAACAUCGAGCGAUGAGAGCAAAGUGAAAGCUGAGGCACGCAUCGAACGCAUGGGGCGUGGCGAAUUCGGUUUAAGUGGCCAAAUCGUUUUGGGUGUACUUGUGCCCCCCAGCAUUGAUGUUGAAGUGCUCACCUAUCGCAGUGCAGAUAGUGGACAAACCUAUAAGCUGCAACCAUAUGGAGUUCAGAGACAGGGUAUCUACAAUGCCCUGAACAACUUCUAUAAGAAUAUCAUUAUGGAAAGUGCCAAGGACUGCUCAAAUUUGCCCCAGUUCGAGGGUAAUUUAACGGAAAUAGGACCCGACACAUAUAACUUUGAAAAAUGUCAAGUGAAAACCGAUAGUUUUCCACAAUAUAUGCCCGAAGGUUUCUUGAAAAUCGUCAUGCUAUCGUAUGGCGAAGUCGAAGUAAAGUGUGAAAUUAUCGUGAAUAUUGAAAAGAAAACUUUCUAAAAAUGUUUAUUGAACACACAAUUGAAGUGCUACAGACUGUUUCUAAAUAUAUUGCUCUUUCUUAAAUCUGCUUCAUUAUAAAAUGACAAACAAGAAGU